CAGACCAAUGGAGGCCGCCCUUGGACUUGGGGCGAGGGGCCAGCCCGCCUACAGACCGCUGUGAACCCCGCCCUUCUUCGGGCCUAAUUUGGCGAGGCCUGGGCCCUCCCCCCCGAGCUCUGCCGCUCGAUUGGCUGAAUCCUCCCCUUCCCACCUCCUCCCGUUAAUCCUGGCCCGCUAACUGGCUGACGUAAUCUCCCCAUAGCUAAGCGAGGCCCGCCCCGGACCGAGGGAAAUCCCGCCUAUUGGCCAGAGCGCGCCAACGGACCCAGCGGCCCGCCUUCUUCCACCCGCUGAGGCUCGCCCCGCCCCGUCUCGUCCGGUCCUGUUAAUCCGCCCAGGUUGAUCGCCCGAGGCCCGCCCCCUGCGAGGCGGUGCUCAAUCCAUCCGUCCCGCCCCUGAGCAAAAUGAACGGGAGCCGGCCUCUAGGGGCCAGCUAUGAGGGCUGGCUGGGGCAAAAGUUAGGGAAGAACCUUGAACCCCAGCCGGCCUGCGUAGGGAGGCGAGGUUUGGGGAGCACCGAAGCGAAACUCCCUCAAUCUAACCUUAGAAAAGACCGUCCCAGUAAAACCACUGAGGUGGAGAACGGUAGCAGACUCCAGGGGUCCAAGGAACUGGGGUCCAGAGGGGCCAGGUUGUUUGGGGUUACUUUGAUUGCUUCAGCAACAAAGGAAUCAAAAGAGACUACAUACCUGGCUGAGUCUCUCUGCUCUAUCUCAGGAAACUUCUUUACCAGCAGGGUAAAGAGGCAACUGAGAAGAGAACCAUCUUCUUCCUUCAUGGAUUUGUUUAAGAGUCUAACUUACAGGAUGAAGGUCCAGUGUUCCCUGGCUUUGAUCCACGUGCUUCUUGCAGCCAGUGUGUGUUUUAUUACUGUCUACAUGGGACUGUUUGACAACAUUUUUACUGAAGUGGGCUAUGAGUACUAUGCCGAGGUUCCAGUUCAUGCCUUCCCAUCCUUUCUAGCUAUGCCUUUUAAUUCUCUCAUUAACCUGGGCUACAUGCUUUUGGGAUGGUACUGGUUGCAGAGAAAUAAGAAACUUAUGAGAAAUAGGGAAGAUCUGAGACAAAUCCGUUACCUGAAAGAUGUCUUUGCUGUCAUGGCCUUGCUCUAUGGUCCCAUUCAAUGGAUACGUAUCUGUACCCAGACACACAACUCUGCUGUUCUAGAUCAAUGGUUUACUUUGGCCAUCUUUGCUUGGCCAGUGGUCUGGUGCCACUAUCUGGAGAAUGGCUGGCAUCCCUGGUCAUUCUUUUGUAUUGAGUUUAUCUCCCUGGCCAGUUAUUGCCUCACCUUGUUCCACCAUCUUGGAUUUGAUGUAGCCUUAGCAUGUCAUAUUUUUGCUGCUAUAUGGAGUGCCCUACAUGUGCACCGCCAUUAUGGAGAUAGUGUCUCUGCCACAUACAUCACUCUGGCUAUAAUAUCUUGCCUGGGCUUUAUUGUCCUUAAGCUGGGGGACCACUGGCUUUCUCAGUGGCUUUUCUUCCAGGAUCUGACUGGACACUUCUGGUCCAAAAUUUGUGACAUCUUACAGUUCCAUUUUGCCUUUCUCUUCCUGACACACUUCAAGAGUCCACAUAGACGGCGCAUUCUUGUGGGAAAGAGUAUUUAAGUGGACCAAAAAAAGCGAUUGGUGUCUUGUUUUAAUGCAUAUAAUUGAAAAACAGGAUUCCAGUAAAUGUACAUCCAUUUUUGUUUAUGUUCAAAUCAUCUUCCUUGUUUUAAAUGGCCAUUAAAAUGAAAUUUGUGCAUUAUAAAAAAA
Messenger RNA from Monodelphis domestica (gray short-tailed opossum), 1763 nucleotides. RefSeq names its product transmembrane protein 187 (gene TMEM187). Lineage: Eukaryota; Metazoa; Chordata; Mammalia; Didelphimorphia; Didelphidae. Gene Ontology annotation, cellular component: transport vesicle. The record is from RefSeq and is a predicted model, not a curated record.